Molecule: messenger RNA, 1043 nt
Organism: Heterobasidion irregulare TC 32-1
Lineage: Eukaryota; Fungi; Basidiomycota; Agaricomycetes; Russulales; Bondarzewiaceae
Exons: 6
Coding region: 89-904 (271 amino acids)
Biological process (GO): vesicle fusion; Golgi to vacuole transport; intracellular protein transport
Cellular component (GO): SNARE complex; membrane; endomembrane system
Molecular function (GO): SNAP receptor activity; SNARE binding
Source: RefSeq, a predicted model, not a curated record
GCCUUGCUCACCGUUCCCAGCAACAACAACGAACGUCCACCUCCCGCGGGACCUCCAUAACUUCGCCUGCUGAGCACUUGAUACCGUCAUGAGCUUCCAAGACAUCGAAACAGGCUUAACGCAGCGUCCACAUUCGCCUACCCGCGACGCUCCACGCUCACAGGAAGAGGCAGCGUUCGCGGGAGUCCAGUCGUCUCUCUCCAUCCAAGUGUUCAAGAUCAACGCCAACGUACAGGCGAUAUUGAGCCUUGUUGACCAACUGGGUACACCGAGGGACUCGGCGACGCUUCGCAAGAGACUACAUGACCUUACGGAGACAACGCGCGCAAUGGCCAAGCGAGGGUCUGACGACCUGAAGAAGCUCGCGGCGUUGCAAGCGACCUUGCCAGGCAAGAAGACGGCUAUAACCAAGACGUCGCACGACUUUCAGAUGUCCCUGGUUGCCUUCCAGCGCGCACAGCAAGUCAGUGCGGAACGCCAGAGGACGGUUGUGGAAGGUGUCAAACACGCCGUAGAGGAGGAUGCCGUACCAGAGGGCGACUGGACAAGCGCCUCACCACAACAGCGUCAGGCUCUGGCGCUUCAAUCACAAUUGUCACCUCACGAACUUGCGUACCAAGAGUCGUUGAUCCAGGAGCGUGAGACUGAGAUCCGGGAGAUAGAGACGGGUAUCCAUGAGCUGUCAGAGAUUUUCCGUGACCUUGGGACGCUCGUGAACGAGCAGGGAGGCAUGCUGGAUAACAUAGAGUCGAAUAUUUCCUCAAUCGCAGUCGACACGUCCGCCGCGGCAGAGGAACUUACGACAGCUUCUGAUUAUCAACGCAAAGCUGGGCGAAGGGCCGCAUGUUUGAUGAUUAUAAUGGUCAUCGUCGUCGCCAUUGUGUUGUUAGCUAUAUUAUCCUAAGAGCGCGUCGUUAUUGAUACUCCACUGCGUAUGAUGGUCGUAUUUUGUUAUGGUAUUAUAAUGGAUUUCUGUACAUCACCCUGAUCUGAGCGGUCAUGCCAGAGGCAAGGCUCAAAUGAUUGUUGACAUCUUUGUUCUC